Molecule: messenger RNA, 6129 nt
Organism: Culex pipiens pallens (northern house mosquito)
Lineage: Eukaryota; Metazoa; Arthropoda; Insecta; Diptera; Culicidae
Exons: 2
Coding region: 1182-5465 (1427 amino acids)
Source: RefSeq, a predicted model, not a curated record
UGGGCAAGAGUUUUAUUUUGGAAUUUUCUUCUGCGCCGCUCGGUCUCUCCAUCAUUCUGGUUGGAGCCGUCGCCCGGUACGGACGUGUUUUCUUGUGAGAAGAAGCUAGCUUAUUUCUCCGCUUGACUUAUCAUUUAGUGAGCACUGUGUGUGUGUGUUUUCGAAAGGAGAAAGCCCCCCUCCAAAAGAGGAAGAAGAAGACGUGUAAGAAGAGAAGGAGGAAGAAGACGAAGAAGGUUGUGUGAUCUGAAGGAAAUUAAAAGCAACGCUGCUGGUGGAGAUUUGUGGAUGAACUUGUGAGCUAUUAGUGAGUGAGUGUGUGUGCGCGUUACGGACACACCGACACAACAGACUGUUUAGCUGAUUGGAGGGUGAAAGAAAGUGUGCGCCCCUCUCUCCCCUAUCCCCCCACCACCAGACUUCGCGGGCACACAGGUUGCUUUGAUCGUCAGAGCGGGGACCUUUCAGAGGAGACUAAACGCUCCUCCUCGUGAGACAACGUCGUGCAGGUUUUAUUUUAUUUUUAAUUUGAGAAAAGAAAACAAAAUUGGCUAAUGUGUGUCAGUUGGUUGUGAUAAGCCGCUCGUUUCCUUCGGACUUGCACCAUUAAACGAACCCCUCGCCUCAACUAAUCGGCCCCUGAUGAAUUUCAGAUAAGUUUUCGAAAAUUUAAUUAAGGUGAAAUCGACGCGAGCGCGCGCGCAAUCGGAAAGGAUCAGCAAUUAGCCAAAUUUUGACACUCGCGCGUGUGUUUGUGCGCGCCCCUCCAAAAUUGACAAAGUUGGCGUUGGCGAAAUUCCUGACGGAAAGUGACAGCGCGCGUCCGCGCGACAACACAAACAGGAAGUAAGGUGUGUGAGGGCCGCCUGAGGUGUGACAGAAGAGAGAUGACAAGGUGAUCAUCCAAGGAGGAAGGUCUACCAGUGAAAGCCAAUCAAUCGCUCGCUCGCAAGCGCUCGUGACGGAGAAAGAAAUCGAAAACAGUUGACCGAGAAAAGCGGCAAACAGGUUCGUCGUCGCCAGAUGACAAAUUGAAGUCUCUGGGGCUCUCUGGUCGAGGCAGCAACAACAACAAACGCAAGGUUUUUCGCAGAAGAGAGGUGCGCACACGCACACUUGACGCACGCGUGCGGGGAGCAAAGGGAAGCACCUUGAAAAGGGUCAGCGACAUCUCGUGAGCGAUGGGGAAAAGAAAUCGGCUCCUGCCGAUCGGCGCCAUCUGUUGGCUGGUGGCGACGGCAACCUUCGCCAGGGCGUUCAACUUUGACGACGACCUUGAGGAUCUGAUCGCGGAGGAGUCGACGCUGGACGAGGAGGUGUACGGCGGUGGAUCGGUGCUGCCGUCGGCCGUGUUCAACGGGGGUAAGCCGUUUUUGGCGGAUCGCGAUCCGUCGACCGGGGUCAUUGACUUUAGCCACAAGAAGACGAUCAACCAGAUUGACCUGGACGACAAGACGCCGUACGAGACCAAGGACAGUCACGUGAGCGAUACGAAGGACGUCAUUUUGACGCAGUCUUCGCCGAAUUUUCAUGACUUUUUGAACCUUCCGGUAAAGUACACUCCUUCAAAGUUUGUGUACCCGUUGAUUUCGAGUUCGUAUGCGAACUUGAAGUACCAGGGCAGCAACAAGGUAUCGAACCAUAAGAAUCUGACGGCAGCGAUCGCGACUACGACCGUACCGCCCAAGUUCCAGUUUUCACGACCGGCUUAUACGAACGCACGGUUGAACACGACGCGUCAACAACCGACCACGACCACUUCGGUGUCUUCAGCGUCUACCCGUUACACAUAUCCGACCACAUCGGGACGACCGAUCACGACGACGACGACGACAACCACGACUACAACCGAAGUCCCUCCGACGACACUUCCUCCGAAGCAACUCUUCACCCGAUACCCCUACAAGAGUACCAUCAAGAACAAGUACCUCGAGACGACCAAGAAGAACUUCUUCCCAUCGACGCUGUCCAUGCCAACGACCACGACCCAGAAACCAACCGCGACCGAACAGCAAACGACCCCAAUCCGAUCGUCGACCUACUACUCCCCCUCUGUCCGACCCUGGACCAACCCUAGCACCUACACGACCACCACCACGAACCAACCCACCAUCCCACCACGUCCCGCCCACCCAAUCCGCUUCGUCGAAGACGGCGACUACGAAGACGAAGAAGAGGACACCACCCCGAAGAUCAACUUCACCAUCCCGGCCCUCAAGUACGAAGGCAAUCGCCCAGCUCCCUUCCGACCCCUUCCCUCGACCCACGUCCAACUGCUGAACCGCAAGAACGAAUCCAGCAACAAGAUCGAGCUGCCGAAGAACCCGAACGUGAUGUCCCUGUCGGACAUCUUCAACUCGAUCGGACUGGACGACCAGCAGCGCGAAGAUCAGCUGCAGCAGCAACAGCAACAGGAGCAAGAAAACACGAUCAUCUUCGAAACGACGCUGGCCGCGGCCACAGACCGAACCACUCCGCCGGCGAUCGUGCUCAUCCAGGACAACCCGCAAAACUCCAACGAUCAGUACGUCAAGUACGAGGUACACCAACCGAACGGACAUCGUCCGCAGCAACCGCAGGUCGAGGAACAGCAGCAAUAUCCACAGCAAGAGGUGCGUUACGAGGUGUAUCAACCCAAUGGACACCGCCCGCAAGCUCCGUCGCAAGAAGCCGAUCUCGGACAGCACUACGUAAAAUAUGACGUCCAACAGCCGCAGAUCAACAUCGUCAAGUACGGACAGGUGCCCAGCAUGAACAGCGUGGUGAUCAGUCCGAACCAGCAUUCGGCGACGUUCGUGCUCGGCUCGCAGCAAUCGGUGGGAAGUUCCGCCGAUGCGGGACACUUUGUCGGAUCGGUUUCGCAGGGCUCGGCUUCGGCUUCCGCCCUCAACGGACAUCCUUCCGGCUACCAGAUGGGUCAGGUGUUGGACGAACCCAACGAGCCGACCAACGUGCAGGUCGGAACCUCCGUCAACGUUCAGGUUCAGGUCAAACCGCAGGACAUCAUCAAGACGACGAGCGUUCGCUUCCCGAGCGAAAGCGAUGACAAGUACGAGAAUGCGCAGAUCAUCAGCGGAACGCACAAGAGCGAGGUGUUGCCUCCGAAUGGGCACUCCGCUCCGAUUGGGUUGGGACCGAACCAGAUGGUUGUGUUCCCCAGCAAUGACAAGAUCGACAAUACCCUGCACGAGGUGUCCAACCGGAUCGUGUUUGAUGGAUCGAACAAUGAUGCGCUGAACAAGAACGAACUGGCCGCGGGAUUCCCGUCGGAACUUCCGGAUGGGCUGACACCUCCUCCUCCGGAGAAUGCCCAACUUUCGAAGCGUCCUCGUCCGCCAAUGCCUGCCCAAGGACCACCUCCGUUCAUGUACAAGGAGAUCCAGCGUCGUCCCUUCCCGGGAGAUCGCAUCCGACCGGCACUUCAACUGCCCAACAUCCUGCCCCAGUUCCGUCCCAACGCCAAGAUUUCCCACGGUCAUAAUCCGUACCACAAGGAAGCCGGUAACUACCGCGUCCCACCUCCAGCCAAGAGUCUCCUCCCGAGCGGUCCUCCAAUUCGCAAGGUCUUCACCGAACACCCGUCCUCCUUGCCAACCAUGGCCAAUCGCCGUCAGCCGCCAACUGCUAACCGGUUCAUGUCCCGCAUCAACACCGGACGUCCACAAGCCCCGACCUCGUCAAUGGAAGGACCUCCGGAGAACCGUCGCUACUACCGCCUCCCACCUCCAAUGCUGAAAGAUCGCGUGUUCCACAUCAACCCACCAAACCUAAAGCCACCACCGGUGUCCUCUUCCGCGUCCCGAUUCGCCGAAAGUUACGCUCCACCAACGCCGGAAAAGACCGUCCCGCCACCACCUCCGCGUCGUCCGGAAGAACCGGAAACCAACGAGUUCCAGCGUGAUCCACCGACCAUCCUGAAGGGAACCCUCUCCGAAGACAACAUCAACAACAACAAGCCCGUCCGACCAAAGCUGGAACCGGUCGUAACGCUGCAGAUGCUCCAAUCGAAGAAGCAAACCGAAUCGCAAAAGAUCCACAACCUCCCCUCCGGUCAGAAGGUCGAUCUAGCGCUCGAAGGACACCCGCCGGUAUCGAACCCGGCCGUUCAACAACCCCAGCCAAGCUUCAGCAACGACGGCAAGCAGCCCGUCUACGUCGUCUACCCGGUCAAGAGCACCCCCAUGAAGAUGGACCCCGCCCAAUCCGCGAGCAGCAUCGACCCGAUCGUCGUGGGUCUCCGCGGCGAUCAGUCCCCACUUCCACCGUCCAAGAUCAGCCCCGGCACGGAGUACCAGAACACGCCCUUCUCGAUCGCGUCCCACUUCGAGCAGGAACCGAUCCUGAUGGCCAAGGACAAGAAGCACCACCAGAAGGUGCACUUCCCGUACAGCUUGGAACGGCCAGACCCGCAUGCGAUCGCCGAAAUCGACGCCAAACGCCAACGCCACGAUCAGGCGACGAUCGAGAAGAAGCAGGACACGAUCUACAACAUCGGCGAGGAACCCGUGAGCAAGGAGCAGCAACAACCGGUGGUGGAGGACUCUCCACUGAUUUCGAGCAAGCUGCACCGCGUUGCCGAGAGCACGCCGAUCGCGAUCGCGUACACCCCGACCGAAUCCACCUACAAGUACAAGCUGCAAAACUCUCCGUACUACUCGCCGUACGGCGAAACCCAAACCGAGGUGUCCUACCUCAAGGUGAACGACUACGACGAGUUCGGAAACCUGGCGCACCGCUACGAGCAGAGCUUCCAGGCUCCGUUCCAGGCGAGCAUCAGCUUGGAUCCCGUCAAGGUGACCAACCCGUACGAAGGAUGGGCGGUCGUCACCGGAACUCCACCGCAAGCGCUGAUCCAGGAACAACCCCAAGCCCAACAGCAGCAACAGCAGAACAAGAUCGACCGAUCGGAUGAUCACCACUUCGAGGACAGCGAACCCGCUGCGAGCAGCAAGAAGCAAGAAACGACCAACACUGGUGGCUUCCAGCCCGAGUUCCAGGGCGGCUUCCGGCCGAUCUACGCCGAAGACGUCAAGCUGAGCGAGCUGGCGAAUCCUGAUCCGCAGUCCCGGAACGCAUUUCUUGUAGGAACGCAAAGCGAAGAGGAGACAAAGUCGGAGGAUUCGCCAGCCCCAACAAUUGCGGCGGAACCUGCUAAAAAGCAAGAGUCGGCGUCAGCACCCUCUUCUGUUGAAAAGUUCGCCGACGAGCAGGAGGAAAAGCCGCUGUUUGGCGAUCUGGAGGCGUUCUUCGACAACCUGACCAAGGACUACGAUGACAACACGGAACCGUCCGGGCUGGACGACGACGAGGAGGACUUUGACGAGAGUACGUCCCGCGAUGAGAACGGGAUCGAGGGACGGAGUGCCACCUCCGGGGCGGAAGUGACCGAGAAGGUUGAAGCGACGAACGCAGCAAAGGCGGAAGAGGACAGCAGCGCACAGAGCGAAAAGAAAGGGCAAGAGUGAGUGGUUUGACAGGUGGGGAAAAUAGAAAGGAAAAAGGAAUCAACGUUAUUUGGUCCAAGUUUGCCAUGGGACAAACCUGGAUCAAACGAUCAAAUUCUGACAUUGCGAGCGGCGUCGCCGACGGCGCCUGCUGCGAUUGAGACGAAUAAGGAAGGAAAUGCAUUUUUUUGAGGUUACGUACGACAAAAUCUCACAUAGUAAAGCUAGAUUUUACUAAAGAAAAGAAAUUAAAAGAAAUCGCCGUAUCUUGAGUAUCUAAUGUUAAGUGUGAAUUUUCUGGGCGCGAACAGCUUCCUCUAUUUCAACUUCAAUUGAAAACUUUUCUCAAACUCUUAUUCACACACUUUUCUGCAGUUUUACAGUUAAUAAAUGCAAAAAAGAAGAGAAAAAAAUAUUUGCGUUAAAAAGAAACAUACAAGAAGCUAGUCAGCUAAACUUAAUAUUAGAUACUUGAUAAACCAAUUAACUAAUAAAUGAAGCAAAACAAGAGGAAAAAAAAGAAAACAAAAACGCAACUGAAAGAGAAAACCAACCCCCAAACACUCUCUCUAUCCCUUUCUCUGUCCGUCCUUUGACACUAACCUGUAUAGUUGUUAUCAUAUUUGCUAAAUUAAACGUGUAAUUUAGGACUGAUAAUGUGGUACAUGUAAUAAAAAGCAGAUAA